AUGGGAAACUACUACAGACCCCUGACUCACCAUAUAGAGAGCCGGUGCACCCUGCGUGCCAAGCUGUGCCCGGACACCUGCCAUUCCGAGUUCUCGGGCAUGGCCUGCCGGAACCGCCGCGUGGAGGGCUGCACGUGCGACCGGGGCUUCGACCUCAGCGGUCUCCGGUGCGCCCCCAGGUCCGAGUGUGGCUGCCUUGACCCCACGGCCGGCUACCUCAAGGUGGGGGAGCGGUGGUUCAAGCCAGGCUGCAGACAGCUCUGCAUCUGUGAGGGCAGCAACAGAACUCGCCGUGUGCAGUGGAGGUGCCAGGCCCAGGAGGCCUGUGGUCGGCAGGAUGGCAUCUAUGGCUGCCACGCUCAAGGGUCCGCCACCUGCACUGUCUCGGGGGACCCGCAUUACCUGACGUUCGACGGAGCCCUGCACCACUUCAUGGGCACCUGCACCUACACCCUGACCCGGCCUUGUUGGUUGAGGUCCCCAGAGAAUUACUUCGUCGUGAGCGCCACCAACGAGUUCCGCGGCGGAGACUUGGAGGCCUCCUCUGUCAAAGCCGUCCAAGUGCAGGUCUCCAAUCUCAGAAUCUCCAUGAUCAAAGGCCGCCAGGUCAUGCUGGACGGUCGCCGGGUGGCCCUGCCCGUGUGGCCUGCACAAGGCCGGGUGAACGUGAGGUCCAGCGGCUCCUUUAUCCUCCUCUGCACGGACUUUGGGCUUCAAGUUCGCUCUGACGGGAACCUGAUGGAAGUGACCCUGCCCUCCUCCUGCGGCCGGCUCUGCGGGCUGUGCGGGAACUGCAACAACAGCCUAGACGACAAUCUGCAGCCUGAGAAAAGGCCUGCAGUCAGCUCCGUGCACCUGGGGGCCUCCUGGAAGCUAAAUGAGUUAUCUGAACCUGGCUGCUUUGCUGCGGGUGGAGAGCCCCCCAGGUGCCUGGGGAAGAAAGUGACAGACGCCUGGAAUAAGAACUGUGAUAUCUUAAUGAACCCUCAGGGACCCUUCUCCCAGUGCCACGGGGUGGUGGCCCCGCACUCCAGCUUCACCAGUUGCGUGUACGGCCAGUGUGGGGCCAAGGGCGACGCCUUGACCCUGUGCCGCUCCCUGCGGGCCUACGCGUCCCUGUGCGCCCGCGCGGGCCAGGCCCUCGCUUGGCGGAACACCACCAUCUGCCCUCUGCACUGCCCCUUGGGCAGCAGCUACAGCACCUGUGCCAACCCCUGCCCGGAGAGCACUCCAGCGUACUGCCCGUCCUCGCUGCCCUGUGCCGAGGGCUGCGGGUGCCAGGAAGGCCACAUCCUGAGUGGGACCUCCUGUGUGCCCCUCAGCCAGUGUGGCUGCACCAGCCAGAGGGGCUCCUACCACCCGGUCGCGGGGAGCUGGUACACGGGCAACACCUGCUCCAGGCUCUGCACCUGUUCCGCUCACAGCAACGUCUCCUGCCUCCAGACCGCCCGCAAGCCUGGCCAGACGUGCGGGUCCCAGGAUGGGCUGAUACGGUGCCGGGCGGCAGGGAUGGGAGAGUGCCGCAUCCGUGACACGUCCCACUACGUAAGCUUCGAUGGCAGUUACCAUGCGCUCAGGGGCACCUGCACUUACGUCUUGGUGAAAAUAUGCCACUCCACCAUGGACCUGCCUUUCUUCAAGAUCAGUGGCAAGAAUGGGAAGCAGAAAGACCAACCCCACACUUUCCACCUCCGCCGGGUCCACGUGGACAUCUUUAAUACCCUGGUCACCCUGAAGAAGGACCAAGUGCUGAUCAAUGGCACGCGAGUCACCCUCCCGGCGACCACCCAGAUCCGGGGAGUCAAAGUCAUUUCCGGGGACGGCUACACCGUGCUCACCAUCAACACCGGGGUGCAAGUCAAGUUUGACGGCAGUGGUUUCCUAGAGGUCGAAAUCCCCAAAGCCUAUUAUGAAAAGAUCCCUCGGUCCCCUCUGCACACCCGGACCUGCGACAUGUGCGGGAGCCUCAACGGCGAGGGAGGAGACGAACUGUUGAUGCCUAAUGACGAGCUAGCCCUGGAUGACGUCGUGUAUGUGGGCAGUUGGCAAGACAAGGAGAUGGACCCAAAUUGCCAAGAAGAUGACAAGAAGACUGAUUCAGAACCUCAGGGGAAGCCAAAUACAAACUGCCGGGCAGCUGAGCUGGCAAGAGCCCAGGAGCAAUGCCAGGCGGCUUUUCAGGCUCCAGCCUGGCUGCAGUGUGCCACCCGCGUGAUUCUCAGUCCCUUCUUGCUCAGAUGUACCCACAGCCCCUGUGAGUUUGGAGGCCUCCACCAUGCCCCCUGCCAGUCUCUGCAAGCCUUCGGGGCCGCCUGCCAGGCCCAGGGGAUCAAGCCUCCCAUCUGGAGAAACAGCAGCUUCUGCCCUCUGGACUGCUCCGCCCACAGCGUCUACACCACCUGCGUUCCCUCCUGCCCUCCUUCCUGCUGGGACCCGGAAGGCCAAUGCAAAGGCUCCAGAGUGCCCUCCACUUGCGAGGAGGGCUGUGUCUGUGAGCCCGGCUAUGUGCUCAGUGGACGGCACUGUGUGCCCAGGAGCCAGUGCAGCUGCAGGGACGCCCAGGGCAACUCCCUCCCUGCGGGUAAGUCCUGGUUCUCCGGAGGCUGCUCCAAGAGGUGUGCCUGCAGAGCGGGCGCCGUUCAGUGCUGGCCCUUCACCUGCCCCUCGGGCUCCCAGUGCUAGCCCAACGAGGACGGCAAAGACUACUGCCCACCCGAGAAGUCGGAGCAAUGCACAAUUUAUGGGGACCCCGGUUACCACACAUUGGCUGGCCUCAGCUACCGCUUCCAGGGCCGCAUGACCUACUUUCUGAUCAAGACCUUGGACGUGCUCCCUGAUGGGGUGGAGCCCUUGGUCGUGGAGGGCCGCAACAAGGUAUAUCCAUCCUUCAGCCCCAUCUUCCUGCACGAAAUCAUCGUGAUGGUCUGCGGCUACACAGUUCAGCUCCAGACGGAACUGGGACUUGUAGUCGACGGUCAGAAGAUGGCCAUCCCCUACGAGCCCAACCACCAGCUGCGGGUCACCGUGCGAGGCCAUCGCCUGUAUCUGGUCACAGACUUUGAGCUGGUCAUCAGCUUCAAUGGAAAGAACAAUGCAGUGAUCUCCCCGCCCGUCACGUACCACCGGAGGCUUGUGCGCGGCCUGUGCGGCAGCUGUGACCAGAGCAAGAGGAAAGAUUUCACGCUGCCCAGCGGCGCCCUCACCCAGAACCUCCUUGUCUUUGGCAGCAGUUGGGAGGUGAAGAAGACCGAGGGAGGCCUCCCCCGCUUCUCCCGGGAGGUACAAGAGGAGGAAGUGAAAGAAGAAGAGGCGUCAGGCUUUCAUGUGUCAGGAUGCAGGCCGGAGCUCAUCGAGCACACACAGGCGUGUAGGGUGCUGCUGGACCCCCAGGGCCCCUUCGCUGCCUGCCACCAGCCUGUGGCCCCGGAACCCUUCCUGGAGCACUGUGUGUCUGAUCUGUGUGCCGCCCGGGACCCCAAAGAGCAGGAGGAGCUGCGUUGCCAGGUCCUCAGCGGCUACGCCAUCAUCUGCCAGGAGGCGGGCGCCGCCCCGCUCAGCUGGCGGGACCACACCCGCUGCGCCUUGCCGUGUCCAGCCAGUACCGUCUAUCAGAGCUGUAGGACACCCUGCCCAGCCUCCUGUGCCACCUUGGCAGCUCCCAGGGACUGCAAGGGCCCCUGUGUGGAGGGCUGUGCCAGCCUCCCAGGCUACAUCUCCAGUGGUGCCCAGAGCCUCCCCCUGGCCCACUGCGGCUGCACCAACAAUGGCAUCCACUACCAGCAGGGUGACAGCUUCGUGACCGAGCAUUGCUCCCAGCGCUGCACCUGUGCCAGCUCGGGGGUCCUGCUGUGUGAGCCCCUCAGCUGCAGCCCUGGGGAGAUCUGCACCCUGGGGAACCUCACUCGUGGCUGCUUCCGAGACAGCCCGUGCCUACAGAACCCCUGUCAGAAUGAUGGGUGCCAGGAGCAGGAAACCCACUUCACCUGUGAGUGUGAGCUUGGUACGGGGGGGGACCUCUGCACGGAGCUUCGGGAUGUGCCGCCCCCCAAAAAGCCAGAAGCCUCCAACUUUGUGGUCAUCCUGUUGGGGUUGCUGGUGCCUGUGCUGGUCGUAGUGUCAGAAGUGACCAGAGAGUGCAUUUCCGGGACGAGGAGGAGGAGAAAGUGCAGAGCCAGACCAGAGACGAGCUGCCAGGCACCGGUGAGCACCAGCCCCACCGUCCACAGCUUUGGCUCCGGGAAGUCGAGUCUGCUUCUAAUGCAAGGUUUUCUCGCUUUCUCCUCAGAUCUUGCUCCAGAGCAUGCCUUCAAAGUCGCUCAGUUUUGA
Physeter macrocephalus (sperm whale) is the source of this 4326-nucleotide messenger RNA. RefSeq names its product zonadhesin. The record is from RefSeq and is a predicted model, not a curated record. NCBI's taxonomy places the organism in Eukaryota, Metazoa, Chordata, Mammalia, Artiodactyla, Physeteridae. Gene Ontology annotation, cellular component: extracellular matrix. Gene Ontology annotation, molecular function: protein binding.